Anthostomella pinea is the source of this 1647-nucleotide messenger RNA. NCBI's taxonomy places the organism in Eukaryota, Fungi, Ascomycota, Sordariomycetes, Xylariales, Xylariaceae. The record is from the annotation of a GenBank genome assembly.
AUGGCGGCGAACGACUACUAUCACGACUCGUCGCGGCACAACGCUUACGAGCCUUCCAUCGCUUCAACAAACCCGCCAUCCUACACCACAAACGCACAUCCGCAAGGCCACCCGGGCCCCUCUACAUCACCUUUCGAUACCGUCUUCGACGAUCAUGUCUACCCGGCCACCUCGCAUUCGCGCACCACACCCGACCGGAUGGACACCACCCAGCACACUUUCGCUCAUGACACGAGAUAUCAUGGGUCAACCGCCGGCGAUGUCUCCCCCAUAACGAACGACGAUAUUCCUUUGCAGCCACACAAGAACAACUCGCACGGCUAUCUCCAAGAUUCGACCGACCAUGUCUACGAUGCUCCCGAGCAAGGCGCCGCUGACCGUGGUGUCAAAAAGAAAUCCCGACUCGGCUUUGGAGAACUGGGUAUGCUGGGAUCCGAGAGGAGAAGGAUACCAAUAUUCGUUUACCUAUUCUCUCUCAUCCAAAUCGGCGUCUUCAUUGGCGAGUUGGUGAAAGCCGCCCAGUUGACCGGGUCCCCGAUCCAGACCACACCCUCGUUUAAUCCCAUGAUUGGCCCCUCACAAUACGUCCUCAUCAGCAUGGGCUCGAGAUAUGUCCCGUGUAUGAAGAACGUUGAUGGAGUGCAGAACUACGUGGCUCCUGCUGGCGUAGACCCCGGGUUUCCCUGGGCCUGCCCGAACUCUACGACAAAUUCCGCGACCGACCCGUCUAACCAAUGCAGUCUGUCCGAGAUAUGUGGGUUUAGCGGUGUUCCCAAUCCUGAAUGGCUAGGAGUGAAUGGGCUCGACCAGUCUCCCCAGCCCAACCAGUGGUUCCGCUUCAUCGUUCCCAUAUUCAUGCAUGCGGGUAUCAUCCACAUAGGAUUCAAUCUCCUUCUACAACUCACCAUGGGAAAGGAGAUUGAACGGGCUAUUGGAUCCAUCCGCUUCUUCCUCGUCUACAUGAGUUCCGGCAUUUUCGGUUUCGUCAUGGGAGGCAAUUACGCGGCGCCUGGAAUCUCUUCUACCGGGGCUUCGGGGGCUCUGUUUGGAAUCAUUGCCAUCACCCUUCUCGACCUUCUCUACUCGUGGAGCGAACGACGCAACCCAGUCCGCGAGCUGAUGUUCAUUCUCGUCGAGAUCGUGAUAUCAUUCGUCCUCGGUCUUCUUCCUGGCCUCGACAACUUUUCUCACAUCGGCGGCUUCAUCGUAGGUCUCUGCCUAGGUAUCAGCGUACUGCAUUCUCCCAACUUCCUUCGGCGUAGAAUUGGGGAAGACCAUUUCUCGCCUUCUUAUACUACCGUGGGUGGAUCCGGUAUCACCAGCGUGGCAUUCCCGGCGUUCCACCGGAACCCCGUGGGCUUCUUCAAAGGUCGCAAGGCCCUCUGGUGGGCAUGGUGGCUUGUCCGUACCGGGUGUCUCGUCUUGAUCAUCGUCGUAUUCAUCGUCCUCCUCAACAACUUCUACUCGAACCAGAACCACUGUUCUUGGUGUAAAUAUUUGAGUUGCAUCCCUGUCAAUGGUUGGUGCGAUAUCGGAAAGAUUAACGUGACAUACGUGAAUACGCCAAACACCACCGACAGCAACAGCCUUAGCGGAAGAAGCAUGCCGUUGUUUGCUCUAGAGGAAUUAGCUCGGUUUUAUGCCUGA